Molecule: messenger RNA, 16554 nt
Organism: Oncorhynchus keta (chum salmon)
Lineage: Eukaryota; Metazoa; Chordata; Actinopteri; Salmoniformes; Salmonidae
Product: prostaglandin E2 receptor EP1 subtype-like
Exons: 3
Coding region: 14175-15368 (397 amino acids)
Biological process (GO): positive regulation of cytosolic calcium ion concentration; adenylate cyclase-activating G protein-coupled receptor signaling pathway; inflammatory response
Cellular component (GO): plasma membrane
Molecular function (GO): prostaglandin E receptor activity; thromboxane receptor activity
Source: RefSeq, a predicted model, not a curated record
UUACUUAUUUCACACCAUUAAUUAUCUUCUUGUAGCCUAUGAUGCUGAACUAGCUAUGCACAUAAAUAAUAACCGUUUUGACAAUGCACACAGAUCCCUUUUAAUUUGGACAUUGUAAAUCAUUCAGGAAAUUUACAAUUAACAACUAUUAGUAUUUUUUUCACAAAAUAGGUGAAAGUAGGGGGAAAUAAUUGCUUGCCUGGUCAAACGUUACACUCCAUGUAAUUAGUCGUUACAUACACUGCUCAUCUUAAUAAGGCUUUUUAGAAGAACCAUACAUGUUUUUUGUUUUACCAAUAAUGAGUGCACAUGUAUUGGGCUGAAUUAGUAUGAUUUCAUUUCGAUUUAAAACCUGAAAUUGUUUUCAACUCUCUCAUUCAUCAAUGUCUUUGGGUGCGUUCGUAAAUUGCCUCCAGUGUGUCAGUGGCUAUGUGUCGAUUGUAAAUUCAGAGCGUUGUCAGAUUGUCAGUUCAUAAAUUCAGAGGCUUCGCUCUCGGAGUGUUCAGAGCGCACACUGGACGCUCUGGCGGAGGAGUAGGGUUGAUCCGAGCGUUCUGACCUCACGACAGCAGUCAAGCACCAAAGCUAACUGGAUAAAGUUGGCUCGCUUACUUGCUACUUCCAGACAAAAUGAGAAAACACCUCACUCUGACCAUUUUACUCGCCCUAGCGGAGUUGAUUAACCUGUUGUCAUGUUAUCUAGAGCGUUAGUAACUGUAACUGUGCUGCUUGCAACAUUUAAUAACGUAUUUUUUUUCCUCCGACGUUUACUGACACCGGUCAUAUUCAACGGGUGUUGCAAGUUUGUAAAUGAAUGAGUUAUUCUGUGCUCUGGCACACAGACGAGAAGGCUCUAAAAUCGGAGUAGAUAGAGUGAAUUUACAAACGCACCCUUUGUUAGACAUUUUUGUUUUAGAUUAGAAAUGCCAACGGAACAAGGACUGCAAAUGCACCCUACAAAACUGUAGUAGCCUAUGUCAUGUUUGGCAAGGCAGGGACAUACCCUUUGUGUGUGUGUUUCUCAUUAACAAUGGUAAGGUAUCUCUGCUACAAAUCAAUCCGAAAUCAUUGCUCGAUCGAGUAACUCAUGAGAAAACAUAUUAUACAAACUAGGCACAGUAUAGGAUUUUAUGUAUACCUAAUUUUGGAAGAAGUAUUGUGACUCUGUUCUGUUAUUCUGCAUUGAAGGUUUUGAAGAAGAAGGAAAAGGGUGAUUUUAUUGGCAUCGUGUAGACUACGCCUAUGGGUCUGCUAUCACGAUAGAGCACCUUUCACAGAACGUGUGCUAUGUCACUGUCAGACACGGUCAAGACUUGAAGGAGCACCUUUCACAAGAACUGUCUUGACUUGUCCCGCAUUCUCAGGUUGCAGAAUACAAUGAGGGGGAAGUGUGUGGCAUUUGUCUACAAUCGGCUUUUUAAAGGACACUAGCUAGGUUUCCAUUCAGUUCACGACAAUUGGCAACAGAAUAUUCUAAAAUCAGAAUAGAAACAAUAGCCUAUGUACAUUUUCCCACCAGAGAUGUUUCCAUAAAAUUAAUUCGUUGCGGGAAAAAAAGCUGUGCGGGAUGACGUGUGCAAAUUAAAACAACUUUUGCGGUUAAACACCCAUUUACCAAAAUAAUAAAUACAAGAUAAAUGGGUUUCCAUCGCAUUUUCAACACUGAUGGUUUUGCCCCCCCCCCCCCAAAAAAAUGUAUAUAUUAUAUAGCGAAUGUGCACACUCUUGUCUUGGUAUGUGCGCUCUAGCGAACAGCUCCCGGAUAGGCCUACAGUCCGGGUAGACUACCUACAUGAUGCAAUUAUUUAUGGAGAAGAGCGAGAUUAUUUUUAUUUGUCAAAUGAUAGCCAAGCACGAUCAUCAUGUCAGCAGAAUAAGACUAUCGAUAUUUAUUGGAAAGGAACAUCAAGCUCAUCACCUUCCACCACCAUGUGAAGUUCAUCAUCUGUAGCCUAAUAAACUGCAUGCUUUCUCGACCCGAUUUCUAGUGGAAAGACAUCCCACCAUAUCAUCGCAUGACUCCCAAAUUUCGAUAUGAUGAUGAUAUUUUAUCAAUAUUUGCGCAUAAAAGCGUUUCCACAGCCAUUUCUUGCAUAAUUAACUUCACCAACUCAAAAAGUUAUCAAUUUAUCUAGCUUGUUUUGUCCACAUUUUGACAUUUUAUGACACAUUUUAAGCCAUCCGGCCUGUCAUGACAUUUUUUAUCCAACAUAUACAGUGCAUUCGGAAAGUAUUCAGACAGACCCCUUGACUUUCACAUUUUGUUUCAUUACAGCCUUAUUCAAAAAUGGAUUAAAUCGUUUUCCCCCCUCAUCAAUCUACACACAAUACGUCACGUUCGUCAUAGUGAUAAGACCAAGGCGCAGCGUGAUAUAAACACAUUCCUCUUUAAUUAACGAAGAACACAAACAAAACGAACCUGCCGCUAUGAUAAACCGAGUGCUGACAUGCAACGACACAUAGACAAUAACCCACAAAACCAACAUGGAAAAUGGCAACCUAAAUAGGAUCCCCAAUCAGAGACAACAAAAAACAGCUGCUUCUGAUUGGGAACCAAUUCAGGCCACCAUAGACCUACAUUUACCUAGACAUACCAAAACCCCAUAGAUAUACAAAAAAAAUCCUGGACAGGUCAAAAACACACAUACCACCCUCGUCACACCCUGACCUAACCAAAAUAAUAAAGAAAACAAAGAUAGCUAAGGUCAGGGCAUGACAGUAUCCCUCCCCCCAAAGGUGCGGACUCCCGGCCGCAAACUUAAACCUAUAUGGGAGGGUCUGGGUGGGCAUCUAACCUCGGUGGCGGCUCUGGUUCUCCCCCCUUCUUUACACUGAGUCCGCUCUUGUAGCACUGACCCGUGGAUCAUCGUCGGAGGCUCUGGACUGCGGAUCCUCGCCGUAGGCCCCGGGCUGGGGACCGUCGCUGGAGACCCCGGACUGGGGACCGGACUGUGGCCCGCCCUUGGAGGUUCCGGUCUGUGGCCCGUCAUUGGAGGUUCCGGUCUGUGGCCCGUCGUUGGAGGUUCCGGUCUGUGAACUGUCGCCGGACGCUCUGGACUGGGUACUGUCGCCGGACGCUCUGGACUGCCGAGGCUCACUAUAGGCCUGGUGCGUGGUGCCGGCACUGGUGGCACCGGGCUGGGGACACGCACCUCAGGGCGAGUGCGGGAGUAGGAACAGGGCGUACUGAACCCUGGAGGCGCACUGGAGGCCUGCUGCAAAUGCAGGGCGCUGGCACAGGACGCACUGGGCUGUGCAGACCCACCGGAGACACAGUACGUAGAGCCGGCGCAGGAUAUCCUGGUCCAAAGAGGUAUACUGAGACCAGGAGCGCUGAGCCGGCACCCUCCUUCCUGGCUGGAUGCCCAUUCUAGCCCGGCCAAUGCGAGGAGCUGGAAUAGAUUGCACCGGGCUAGAAUAGCGCACUGGAGACACUGUGCGCUCCACCGCAUAACACGGUGCCUGUCCAGUAACACGCUCCCCACAGUAAGCACGAGGAGUAGGCUCAGGUGUCUGACCUGACUCAUGCAAUCUCCUUGUGUCCCCCCAAAGGUUAUUGGGGCUGCCUCUCGGGCUUCCGUGCUAGCCGUGUACCUUCAUAUCAUCGCUGUUCCUCUAUUCUCAAGUAUUUAUCGUCGUAGUAUCGCUGUUCCGCUUUCGCUGCCUCUAACUCCUCCUUAUGAUGGCGAAUACUCCCCCGGCUGUGUCCAGGGUCCUGCUCCAUCUAAUAUCUCCUCCCAGGUCCAUUUCCCCAUUAAGCGCUGUUCCUCCUUUUCACGCUGCUUGGUCCUGGUUUGGUGGGUUAUUCUGUCAUGUUCGUCAUAACGAUGAGACCAAGGCGCAGCGUGAUAUGAACACAUUCCUCUUUAAUUAACGAAGAACACUUAAACAAACUAACAAAACAACCGUGACGCUAUGAUAAAUCGAAUGCUGACAUGCAACUACACAUAGACAAUAGACAACGAUAAACAGCUGCCUCUGAUUGGGAACCAAUUCAGGCCACCAUAGACCUACAUUUACCUAGACAUACCAAAACCCCAUAGAUAUACAAAAAACCCUAGACAGAACAAAAACACACAUACCACCCUCGUCACACCCUGACCUAACCAAAACAAUAAAGAAAACAAAGAUAACUAAGGUCAGGGCGUGACACAAUACCACAUAGAGACAAAGCAAAAACAAGUUUUGGAAAUUGUUGCAAAUUUAUAAGAAAAGAAGAAAAAAAUGCGAAAGGGGAAAUUUGACAUUUACAUAAGUAUUAAAACCUCUUUGGGCUAGACAUUCCGGUAGCGCCCCACCUCGACAACAUCCCUUGAAAUUGCAGAGCGCGGAAUUAGAAAUGCAAAAACCAUAAUAUUAAACAUUAAUGAAAAUACAAGUAUCAUACAUCAUUUAAAAGCUUAACUUCUUGUUAAUCCAGCCUCUUUGUCAGAUUUCAAAAAGGCUUUACGGAGAAAGCAUACCAUGCGAUUAUCUGAGGACAGUGCUCCGUGUACAAAAGCAUUAAAAACAUUUUCCAAACCAGCAGAGGGGUCACGAAAGUCAGAAAUUGCGAUAAAAUAAAUUAUUUACCUUUGAAGAUCUUCCUCUGUUUGCAAUCCCUAGGGUCCCAGCUACAAAACAAAUGGUUGUUUUGUUCAAUAAAGUCCUUCUUUAUAUCCCCAAAAAGUUAUUUUAGUUGGCGGGCUUAAUUCAGUAAUCCACCUGUUCCACUCAUUCAAGAUGCAUACAAAGGAAUCCCAAAAGUUACCAAUAAACUUUGUCCAAACAAGUCAAACAACGUUUCUAACCAAUCCUCAGGUACCCUAAUAUGUAAAUAAACGAUCAAAUUUAAGACGUAGAAUAGUGUGUUCAAUACUGGAGAUAAAUAACGAAGUGCGCGCGCCAGAACACUACAGUCAAAAUGAGAGCCACCUAGAAAAACUACAAAUUCUAGCAAAUUUUUCAAAAAACAAGCCUGAAACCCUUUCUAAAGACUUAUGACAUCUAGUGGAAGCCAUAUGAACUGCAAUAUGGGAGGUAUUCCUUUGAAUCUCCCAUAAACAAGGAUUUGAAUGGGCUGUGAUCUCAACAAAAUGAAAAAUCUGUAUGGAUUCUCCUCUGAUUUCCACCUGCCAUAUCUGUUCUGUUAUACUGCUUCCAAGAUGGUGUAGCAGUCAGGCGUACUUGUCCUUCGUCUUGUCGUGUCCCAUGUAUAUGUUUAUAUAUUUUUCUUCGCAUAUCUUUUUAUAUUUUUCUAAACCCUUAUUUCAAGAUACUCUCCUGCAACCCGCGUCACCCAAUGUGGUGUGGACCUGCUUUUUCUCUAACAUAUUUUUCUUUGCCACUUCCUGGAACCUCUCCAACAUAAACUAGCCAGCUAACUAGCCAGCUAAUCGGUCAUCAGCUAACCUUAGCUCGGAAAGCUCUCGCCAGUUUGUACAACGCGAUUCAACCAGAGCAUACCAGACCUAUUUUUAUUCUCUCCAUAUCCCCGGAUUCCUAUCGCAAGCUCUGAACCCUUUCACCUUCCAACCUUCGCAGCUAACGUCCCCUGAAUGCUAGCUGUCUAGAGCACAACGGACUGUUGGCUUACGAGGCCCAUCGAAUACAUUCCGAAGCCACUAGCUAGCAGUCAGCUAUCCUUUGCUAGCGGUCAUCAGCUACCUUUAUCCCGGACAACUCUCGCCAGUCUGUACAGCGUGACUCAAACCAGAGCUAGUUGGACUUAUUCUUCUCGAUAUCUCCAGAUUCCUACCGCAAGAUCUGAAACUAUUUUUUAUUUUUUUCAUUUAAUUAAAAAACAUUUUUAUUAUGAUAUUUUUUAUAUAUAUAUUUUUCCACCUGGAAUUAUAGCAGCUAACAACCCCUGAACGUACAGCCUCUAAUCUGCGGCCUGCUAGCUAUUUUAAGCACAUUGGACUGCUGACUUAAGAGGCCCUUCGGACAUAUUUCUUUAGCCACUAUACAUAUUUUGCCAAUUGGCCUGGUUUACCACACGGAGCCCUGCUGAUCCGCUGAUGUAACUGCACGAGGGGGGCACAACAGACUUCCCUCCGUCGCGUUAUCCCUCUAAGGCCUUUCUGUUAGCCUGCUAGCCCCGUGUCGCUAGCUGCUUGAAACCACGCACUGGACUUGUAUGAUCACCCGGCAACGCAUGCCUUUCCCAAACGUCACCAUGCCAUGUCGAUUGCUUUUCUGGUUUGUAACUAUUGUUUUAUUUCACUGUAGAGCCUCUAGCACUGCUCAACACUGCUCAACACGCUAACAAUUUAGUUCCACCCCCCCCCCACACGCAGUGACAUCACCUGGUUUAAAUGCUAUUUCUAGAGACAAUAUCUAUUUUAUUAUCACUAUAUGCACAGGUUUACCCCCACUGUAUUCACAUCCUACUAUACCUUUGUCUGUACAUUAUGCCUUGAAUAUAUUCUACCGUGCCCAGAAAUCUGCUCCUUUUACUCUCUGUUCUGAACGUACUAGGUGUCCAGUUCUGUUAGCCUUUAGCCAAACCCUUAUCCUACUCCUCCUCUGUUCCUCCGGUGAUGUAGAGGUUAAUCCAGGCCCUGCAGUGUCUACCUCCACUCCCAUCCCCCAGGCUCUCUCAUUUGUUGACUUCUGCAACCGUAAAAGCCUUGGUUUCAUGCAUGUUAACAUUAGAAGCCUCCUCCCUAAGUUUGUUUUAUUCACUGCCCUAGCACACUCCACCAAUCCGGAUGUCCUAGCCGUGUCUGAAUCCUGGCUUAGGAAGACCAUCAAAAACCUUGAAAUUUCCAUUCCUAACUAUAACAUUUUCCGACAAGAUAGAACUGCCAAAGGGGGUGGUGUUGCAAUUUACUGCAAAGAUAACCUGCAGAGUUCUGUCUUACUAUCCAGGUCUGUACUGAAACAAUUUGAGCUUCUACUUCUAAAAAUUAACCUUUCCAGAAACAAGUCUCUCACCGUUGCUGCUUGCUAUUGACCACCCUCUGCCCCCAGCUGUGCCCUCGACACCAUAUGUGAUUUGAUUGCCCCCCAUCUAUCUUCUGAGCUCGUGCUGCUAGGUGACCUAAACUGGGACAUGCUUAACACCCCGGCCAUCCUACAAUCUAAGCUUGAUGCCCUCAAUCUCACACAACUUAUCAAUGAACCUACCAGAUAUAACCCCAAAUCCGUAAACAUGGGCACCCUCAUAGAUAUCAUCCUAACUAACUCACCCUCCAAAUACACCUCUGUUGUUUUCAACCAAGAUCUCAGCGAUCACUGCCUCGUUGCCUGCAUCCGUAAUGGGUCUGUGAGCAAAUGACCACCCCUCAUCACUGUCAAACACUCCCUAAAACACUUCUGCGAACAGGCCUCUCUAAUCGACCUGGCCGGGGUAUCCUGGAACGACAUUGACCUCAUCCCGACAGUAGAGGAUGCCUGGUUAUUCUUUAAAAGCGCCUUCCUCACCAUCUUAAAUAGGCACGCCCCAUUCAAAAAAUGUAGAAUCAGGAAUAGAUAUAGCCCUUGGUUCACUCCAGACCUGUCUGCCCUUGACCAGCACAAAAACAUCCUGUGGCGCUCUGCAUUAGCAUCAAAUAGCCCCGUGAUAUGCAACUUUUCAGGGAAGUUAGGAACCAAUAUGCACAGGCAGUUAGGAAAGCUAAGGCUAGCUUUUUUAAACAGAAAUUUGCAUCCUGCAGUACAAACUCAAAAAAGUUCUGGGACACUGUAAAGUCCAUGGAGAGUAAGAGCACCUCGUCCCAGCUACACACUACUCUGGGGCUAGGAAACACUGUUACAACCGACAAAUCCACUAUAAUUGAGAAUUUCAAUAAGCAUUUCUCUACGGCUGGCCAUGCUUUCCACCUGGCUACCCCUACCCAGGUCAACUGCCCGGCACCCUCCACAGCAACCCGCCCAAGCCCUCACCAUUUCUCCUUCACCCAUAUCCAGAUAACUGAUGUACUGAAAGAGCUGCAAAAUCUGGACCCCUACAAAUCAGCCGGGCUAGAUAAUCUGGACCCUCUCUUUCUUAAAUUAUUUGCCGAAAUUAUUGCAACCCCUGUUACUAGCCUGUUCAACCUCUCUUUUGUAUCGUCUGAGAUUCCCAAAGAUUAGAAAGCUGCCGCGGUCAUCCCAGUCUUCAAAGGGGGAGACACUAUAGACACAAACUGCUACAGACCUAUAUCUAUCCUACCCUGCAUCUCUAAGGUCUUCGAAAGCCAAGUUAACAAACAGAUUACUGACCAUUUUCAAUCACAUCGUACCUUCCCCGCUAUGCAAUCUGGUUUCCGAGCUGGUCAUGGGUGCACCUCAGCCAUGCUCAAGGUCCUUAACGAUAUCAUAACCGCCAUCGAUAAGAGACAUUACUGUGCAGCUGUAUUUAUCGACCUGGCCAAGGCUUUCGACUCUGUCAAUCACCACAUUCUUAUUGGCAGACUCAACAGCCUUGGUUUCUCAAAUUAUUGCCUCGCCUGGUUCACCAUCUCCUUCUCUGAUAGAGCUCAGUGUGUCAAAUCGGAGGGCCUGUUGUCCGGACCUCUGGCAGUCUCUAUGGGGGUGCCACAGGGUUAAAUUUUUUCGGGUCAACUCUCUUCUCUGUAUACAUCAAUGAUGUCGCUCUUGCUGCUGGUGAUUCUCUAAUCCACCUCUACGCAGACGACACCAUUCUGUAUACUUCUGGCCCUUCUUUGGACACUGUGUUAACUAAUCUCCAGACGAGCUUCAAUGCCAUUCAACUCUCCUUCCGUGGCCUCCAACUGCUCUUAAACGCAAAUUAAACUAAAUGCAUGCUAUUCAACCGAUCAUUGCCCGCACCUGCCCGCCCAUCCAGCAUCACUACUCUGGACGGCUCUGACUUAGAAUACGUGGAUAACUACAAAUACCUAGGUGUCUGGCUAGACUGUAAACUCUCCUUCCAGACUCACACUAAGCAUCUCCAAUCAUGCUGCCAAACAUACCCUCGUAAAACUGACCAUCCUACCGAUCCUUGACUUCGGCGAUGUCAUCUAUAAAAUAGCCUGCAACACUCUACUCAGCAAACUGGUUGUAGUCUAUCACAGUGCCAUCCGUUUUGUCACCAAAGCCCCAUAUACUAACCACCACUGUGACCUAUACGCUCUCGUUGGCUGGCCUUCGCUUCAUACUCAUCUCGCUGGUCACCAUAGCAGCACCCACUCGUAGCACCCGAUCCAGCUGGUAUAUCUCAUUGGUCACCCCCAAAGCCAAUUCCUCCUUUGGUCGCCUUUCCUUCCAGUUCUCUGCUGCCACUGACUGGAACGAACUGCAAAAAUCACUGAAGCUGGAGAUUCCCAUCUCCCUCACUAGCUUUAAGAACCAUCUGUCAGAGCAGCUCACAGAUCACUGCACCUGUUCAUAGCCCAUCUGUAUACAGCCCAUCUAUCUACCUCAUUCCCAUACUGUAUUUAUUUGCACCACAGUAUAUCUCUACUUGCACAUCCAUCUUUUGCACAUCUACCAUUCCAGUGUUUAAUUGCCAUAUUACAUUUACAUUUACAUUUAAGUCAUUUAGCAGACGCUCUUAUCCAGAGCGACUUACAAAUUGGUACAUUCACCUUAUGACAUCCAGUGGAACAGCCACUUUACAAUAGUGCAUCUAAAUCUUGUAAUUACUUCGCCACCAUGGCCUAUUUAUUGCCUUAACUCCCUUAUUUGACCUUAUUUGCACUCACUGUAUAUAGACGUUGUCUUAUUUUUUACUGUAUUUUUUACUGUGUUUUGUUCUUUCCAUGUGUAACUCUGUGUUGUUGUAUGUGUCGAACUGCUAUGCUUUAUCUUGGCCAGGUCGCAGUUGCAAAUGAGAACUUGUUCUCAACUAGCUUACCUGGUUAAAUAAAGGUGAAAAAAAAAUACUCACAGACAUUAUUGUAACAGUUUUAGAAACUUCAGAGUGUUUUCUAUCCAAUACUACCAAUAUAUGCAUAUCCUAGCUUCUGGGCCUGAGUAACAGGUAGUUUACUUUGGGCACCUCCGAAUGUUGCCUCCUAUUCUGAAGAAGUUAAGACUAGAGGUCGACCGAUAAUGAUUUUUCAACGUCGAUACCGAUACCGAUUAUUGGAGGACCAAAAAAGCCGAUGCCGAUUAAUCGGCCGAUUAAAAAAAAAACAUUUAUUUGUAAUAAUGACAAUUACAACAAUAUUGAAUGAACACCUAUUGUAACUUAAUAUAACACAUAGAUAAAAUCAAUUUAGCCUCAAGUAAAUAAUGAAACAUCUUAAAUUUGGUUUAAAUAAUGGAAAAACCAAGUGUUGGAGAAGAAAGUAAAAGUACAAUAUGUGCUAUGCAAGAAAGCUAACCUUUCAGUUCCUUGCUCAGAACAUGAGAACAUAUGAAAGCUGGUGGUUCCUUUUAACAUGAGUCUUCAAUAUUCUAAGGUAAGAAGUUUUAGGUUGUAGUUAUUAUAGGAAUUAUAGGACUAUUUCCCUCUAUACCAUUUCAUUAACCUUUGACUAUUGGAUGUUCUUAUUGGCACUUUAGUAUUGCCAGUGUAACAGUAUAGCUUCUGUCCCUCUCCUCGUUCCUCCCUGGGCUCGAACCAGCAACACAACGACAACAGCCACCAUCGAAGCAGCGUUACCCAUGCAGAGCAAGGGGAACAACUACUAGAAGGCUCUGAGCGAGUGACGUUUGAAACGCUAUUAGCGCUCGCUAACUAGCUAGCCAUAUCACUUCGGUUACACCAGCUUAAUCUCGGGAGUUGAUAGGCUUGAAGUCAUAAACAGCGCAAUGCUUGACGCACAACGAAGAGCUGCAGGCAAAACACAUGAAAGUGCUGUUUGAAUGAAUGUUUACGCACCUGCUUCGGCCUUCCACCGCUCAGUCAGAUACUUAGAUACUUUUAUGCUUGUAUGCUCAGUCAGAUUAUAUGCUAUGCAGGACACGCUAAAUAAUAUCUAGUAAUAUCAUCAACCAUGUGUAGUUAACUAGUGAUUAUGAUUGAUUGUUUUUUAUAAGAUAAGUUUAAUGCUAGCUGGCAACUUACCUUGGCUUACUGCAUUCGCGUAACAGGCAGUCUCCUUGUGGAGAGCAACGAGAGAGAGGGAGAGAGAGGCAGGUCGUUAUUGCGUUGGACUAGUUAACUGUAAGGUUGCAAGAUUGGUUCCCCCAAGCUAACAAGGUGAAAAUCUGUCAUUUUGCUCCUGAACAAGGCAGUUAACCCACCGUUCCUAGGCCAGGUUUCCUCCAGACUCUUGGUAUUCAAUAUUGGUUACACCAGACCAGAUAAUCUUGUUUAUCAUGGUCUCCAAGCAGGCUGUCUUGUGCCUUUUACUCAGGAGUGACUUCAGUCUGGCCACUCUACCAUAAAGGACAGAUUGGUGGAGUGCUGCAAUGAUGGUUGUCCUUCUGGAAGGUUCUCCCAUCUCCAGAGAGGAACUCUGGAGCUCUGUCAGAGUGACCAUCAAGUUCUUGGUCACCUCCCUGACCAAGCACUUCUCCCUCUAUUGCUCAGUUUGGCUGGGCAUGAUGCCUUCUAAUUGUAGUCGACUGUACUCACCUUACGGCGAGGAUAGCUGUGCUACAAGCCCAGCUUCAGACGCAAUCGUUAGGCAAGGGUAAUUUCAGUGUAGGAAAGGAUGAAACAGCGUCUGUGACACCAGUAAGUACAGAUAGUAGUAUAAAUCCCCUGGCACAGUCCCCGCAGCCGGACAACUUUCUCACGGUUUCUGGAAGGAAAUGCUGUAGGAAAGCUCAACCGGUGUCGCUCAUUCAGCCGACAGAAACUUUCAACUGGUUUUCCCCAUUAAGCAGCGGGUCGGAGUCAGAGGCCGAGUCUUCUCUGGUCUCUACUCCUCCCGUUACGGGGUCUGAGACGCCGAAGCUUCCCACCAUUAGCUCUGACAAAUUGAAAACUCUAGUCAUUGGCGACUCCAUUACCCGCAGUAUUAGACUUAAAAUGAAUCAUCCAGCGAUCAUACACUGUUUACCAGGGGGCAGGGCUACCAACGUUAAGGCUAAUCUGAAGAUGGUGCUGGCUAAAUCUAAAACUGGCGAGUGUAGAGAGUAUAGAGAUAUUGUUAUCCACGUCGGCACCAACGAUGUUAGGAUGAAACUGCUGCGUGCAUAUCAGCUAGAAAGAUGUGUCGGCAUCGAGUAAUUGUCUCUGGCCCCCUCCCAGUUAGGGGGAGUGAUGAGCUCUACAGCAGUCUCACAACUCAAUCGCUGGUUGAAAACUGUUUUCUGCCCCUCCAAAAAGAUAGAAUUUGUAGAUAACUGGCCCUCUUUCUGGGACUCGCCCACAAACAGGACCAAGCCUGACCUGCUGAGGAGUGACGGACUCCAUCCUAGCUGGAGGGGUGCUCUCAUCUUAUCUACCAACAUAGACAGGGCUCUAACUCCUCUAGCUCCACAAUGAAAUAGGGUGCAGGCCAGGCAGCAGGCUGUUAGCCAGCCUGCCAGCAUAGUGGAGUCUGCCACUAGCACAGUCAGUGUAGUCAGCUCAGCUAUCACCAUUGAGACCGUGUCUGUGCCUCGACCUAGGUUGGGCAAAACUAAACAUGGCGGUGUUCGCCUUAGCAAUCUUACUAGGAUAAAGACCACCUCCAUUCCUGUCAUUACUGAAAGAGAUCACGAUACCUCACAUCUCAAAAUAGGGCUACUUAAUGUUAGAUCCCUUACUUCAAAGGCAAUUAUAGUCAAUGAACUAAUCACUGAUCAUAAUCUUGAUGUGAUUGGCCUGACUGAAACAUGGCUUAAGCCUGAUGAAUUUACUGUUUUAAAUGAGGCCUCACCUCCUGGCUACACUAGUGACCAUAUCCCCCGUGCAUCCCGCAAAGGCGAAGGUGUUGCUAACAUUUACGAUAGCAAAUUUCAAUUUACAAAAAAAAAAAAUGACGUUUUCGUCUUUUGAGCUUCUAGUCAUGAAAUCUAUGCAGCCUACUCAAUCACUUUUUAUAGCUACUGUUUACAGGCCUCCUGGGCCAUAUACAGCGUUUCUCACUGAGUUCCCUGAAUUCCUAUCGGACCUUGUAGUCAUAGCAGAUAAUAUUCUAAUCUUUGGUGACUUUAAUAUUCACAUGGAAAAGUCCACAGACCCACUCCAAAAGGCUUUCAGAGCCAUCAUCGACUGGGUUUUGGCCCAGGGUCCGGGGGUGUCCUCGGAUGGGGCCACAGUGUCUCCUGAAUCCUCCUGUCUCAGCCUCCAGUAUUUAUGCUGCAGUAGUUUGUGUCGGGGAGCUAGGGUCAGUUUGUUAUAUCUGGAGUACUUCUCCUGUCCUAUUCGGUGUCCUGUGUGAAUCUAAGUGUGCGUUCUCUAAUUCUCUCCUUCUUUCUUUCUCUCUCUCGGAGGACCUGAGCCCUAGGACCAUGCCCCAGGACUACCUGACAUGAUGACUCCUUGCUGUCCCCAGUCCACCUGGCCAUGCUGCUGCUCCAGUUUCAACUGACCUGAGCCCUAGGACCAUGCCCCAGGACUACCUGACAUGAUGACUCCUUGCUGUCCCCAGUCCACCUGGCCAUGCUGCUGCUCCAGUUUCAACUGUUCUGCCUUACUGUUAUUUGACCAUGCUGGUCAUUUAUGAACAUUUGAACAUCUUGGCCAUGUUCUGUUAUAAUCUCCACCCGGCACAGCCAGAAGAGGACUGGCCACCCCACAUAGCCUGGUUCCUCUCUAGGUUUCUUCCUAGGUUUUGGCCUUUCUAGGGAGUUUUUCCUAGCCACCGUGCUUCUACACCUGCAUUGCUUGCUGUUUGGGGUUUUAGGCUGGGUUUCUGUACAGCACUUUGAGAUAUCAGCUGAUGUACGAAGGGCUAUAUAAAUAAAUUUGAUUUGAUUUGAUUUGGGCGCCAGCUCUAGGAAUAGUCUUGGUGGUUCCAAGCUUCUUUCAUUUUACAAUGAUGGAGGCCACUGUCAUGACGUUGCCGUCUUUGGGUACAGCGAGCACCAUCACCCGCUCUCUGCUCCUUCAACCAGGCUGCUGUGGUCAGUGAGGUCGUAUAUUCCUAGGGAAGAGCCUGCCACAUGGCCACACAGUAUAGAGAUAGAGUGAAGUUUCAUAGAUAAUAAAGGAAUUUCUUCCACCUCACAAAACUUGAGAUCCGAACAACGUUUACGUUCCCGGAGAAGGUAUAAAAGAUCGGUGAAGAAUCUAGCUACGAACUGGUCCGUUUGUUACAACUUGGGGAAGCUCAUGGGAGAUGGUGCGGCAACAUUACCGUAACGCUGUUUAUAUAAUAGCCUCAGAUAUGAGGUUUACAUCUAAUUUUUGUAUAAGAUGAAUGAUGCCUUUUCACUCUGAGGACCCCGAUGGCUACCUGAGGCCAGUGAUGUUGGCCAUGCAGCACUACAACUCCUCAGGCCUGGCUGCCCCCAAUCUCCUCCCCAACCAGACCUGGGGGGUGGAGAGUGUGCCGGCCAUGGCCUGGAGGGCAAACAUCACCACAGAGAGGCCCAUGUCUCCCCCCAGUAACCCCACUGCAGCUGGCCUCUCCAUGACCCUGGGCAUCCUGUCCAACAUCGUGGCCCUGGUCAUCCUGGCGAAAGCCUAUGCCCGUCUGCGCCGCCGCUCCAAGGCCACCUUCCUGCUCUUCGCCAGUUCCCUGGUGGCCACAGACUUUGCCGGCCACGUCAUCCCCGGUGCCCUGGUGUUGAGGCUGUACUCAGCUGGGGCUGCGACUGGGCCCUUAGGUCUCGCUGCUACCGAUGCCCCCUGCCAGUUCCUAGGGGGUAGCAUGGUGUUCUUCGGCUUGUGCCCAUUGUUCCUGGGCUGUGCCAUGGCUGCUGAGCGCUGCCUGGGUGUCACACAGCCCCUGCUCCAUGCCUCACUGGUCACCACGGCUCGCACCAAGAUGGCACUAGCUCUCAUCUGGCUGCUGGCUCUGUGUGUGGCCUUCCUUCCCUUCUUCAGGCUGGGGGCCUACACCUACCAGUACCCCGGGACCUGGUGCUUCAUCAGUGUCCUGGGAGAGACUCAGGAGACGGACGUCGCCUUUGUCAUGCUGUUCUCUGGACUGGGCCUGGCCUCUCUGACUGUGGCCCUGGUGUGUAAUACCAUCAGUGGGGUCACGCUGGUGCUUGCCAGACUGCGUAAGAAGUGUAAGACCUGCUACCGUCGCUCAGCCAAGUCCCAUGACAUUGAGAUGGUGGCCCAGCUGGUGGGCAUUAUGAUCACUUCUUGCAUCUGCUGGAGCCCCCUGCUGAUCUUUGGCCUGAUGUCAGUCACAUGGUCCUAUAGCGGUUCCAUAGGCAAUGACCAGGACACAUACAGGAGGUUGAUGGUGAUGGGUGUCCGGCUGGCCUCCUGGAACCAGAUCCUGGACCCCUGGGUCUACAUUUUGCUGCGCCGGGCCGUGCUGAGGAAGAUCUAUCGCAUCACCAAGAGCCAGGCCAGCUUCAAGAACAGCACCUUCCGCCAUUGGGACAUCAGCUCCUUCCAGAACUCUGAGAAAAUAAACACUGUCAACAGGAUCUGAGGGAGAAGAAAACACACAGACAGAAAGAGACUGGCAUCUUAUCAUGGUCCUUUGUUGUUCUUUGGGCUUUAUUUGCCACCCAACUCAACAUGCUGGAUUGAGGAGAAGACUGAACAUCCAGCAGUAGGAUCUAACAGCAGUGUUGGUGUUUCACACAAAAGGAAAUACCUAUUGCCUAUAAGACCUAUAUUCCUUUAUUGAGAACUGUGUGGGUCUGCCUGACUGUGAAAGUCUAUGGGGUUUGGGAUUGAAAUCAUCAUCCUCCAGAUCUUGGAUCUCUUUCAGAUUUAUUUGAUUGGUCAGUAAGACCUGCUUUGACUGUUGUGUGGAGAAGUCUCAUCAUUUUAUGGGAAACAGCCAAGCCAGACUAUACUCAAACAAAUGAAAUGUCAUAAAUGGAUUUAUAACAAAACAUUCUGACCAAGUAAGGACAGUAUGCCUCACCUGGACACUGGAGACAUAGCACAGAUAAAUCUGCCCAAGGAGAAGGGUUUGUUGUAAAAGUGUCUGGUAGGUCACGCAACAUGAGUCUUUCUCUGUGUACAUAACUGUACAUGAAAUUAAGCUGCCUAUAAGAUAUCAACAACAAACAUCUCAAAUUAUAUAUACGUGUUUGUGUGUGUUACUGUCAGUGUUUUUGGAGUUCAUGCUUUGUUUGUUUGUGGAAAUGUCAAAGUGCACUUUGACACAUCAUGAAGUCAGUGGCACUAUGCCAAAGCAAAGUAAAGGCUGUGCUUUUACCUGUGCUUGAAGAUGUGAAAGACAUACAGUAUGUGUCAAACUUGUAAUGCUAUUGACGUGUGAAUUGUGUGUGUGUGUGUGUGUGUGUGUGUGUGUGUGUGUGUGUGUGUGUGUGUGUGUGUGUGUGUGUGUGUGUGUGUGUGUGUGUGUGUGUGUGUGUGUGUGUGUGUGUGUGUGUGUGUGUGUGUGUGUGUGUGUAUUUAUUGCUUAUAUUGUUUACCCAAUUGUCUGGGGACCUAAAUGAAGCUAAGUGUUGCAAAAGCUAUAGAAUUUAAUGUUGUCUAAUAAAGUUUAAGUUGCCGGUUAUCCUUUUUUUACUGAAAAACAUAUAUGAUUUUAUUUUUCUUUAAAAGAAAAUGUAUCCCAGCCCCCGCCGUCCCCGCAGGAGGUAUUUUGCCGUUCCAUAGGCCGUCAUUGUAAAUAAUAUUUUUUUCUUAACUGACUU